Molecule: messenger RNA, 3037 nt
Organism: Limulus polyphemus (Atlantic horseshoe crab)
Lineage: Eukaryota; Metazoa; Arthropoda; Merostomata; Xiphosura; Limulidae
Product: cardioacceleratory peptide receptor-like
Exons: 8
Coding region: 211-1563 (450 amino acids)
Biological process (GO): G protein-coupled receptor signaling pathway
Cellular component (GO): membrane
Molecular function (GO): vasopressin receptor activity
Source: RefSeq, a predicted model, not a curated record
ACAAGUUGGGUGGUACCUUUGAACAUAAUGUGCGUUCUUGUUUAUAAGUUUCAGUUUGUAAAGACCAUGAGUUUAUAUUUUACAAAAGACGAGUUUUAACUAUUAACUCUUCCAUUUGCGCUUCUGUUGCAGAAAGCACCUUGAAUCAAAGUUGUCUUGGAAAAAAAUAACAUAAAAACCGACGCAGAUAUCCUUGUUGUCAAAGAGAACAUGGAUUUUCCAAAUCCCAAUAUGUCCUUAUAUGUCCCAGAACAUUCAGAUGUUUUUGAAAUGUUCAGAAAUGUCACAGAUAUUCUGCUGAAAAAUUCGAGCUUCGAGCGAGAUGAAAAUGAUUUUGAGUACUUCUACUUCUAUCGGACUGAACAGCUCACCUUCCUGUGGAUUCUUUUCGCCAUGAUUCUGGUUGGAAACGGUGGCGUCCUGAUAACUUUAAUGUUGUCCAAGAACAGAAAAUCUCGAAUGAAUUUCUUCAUUAUGCAGCUUGCACUGGCUGAUCUUAUGGUAGGAUUGAUCCAAGUCCUGACAGAUAUUGUAUGGCGUACGUUUGUAGAUUUCUAUGGUGGGAAUAUUGUGUGCAAAACUGUCCGUUACCUACAGGUUUUAGUUAUGUAUUCCUCCACUUACGUUCUGGUGGCGCUGAGUAUCGACCGAUAUGACGCUAUUACGCACCCAAUGAAAUUCUCAGGAAGUUGGAAGAGAGCUAAAAUUCUGAUUAGCAUAGCUUGGGGUAUCAGUGCCCUAGCGGCGAGUCCAGCAGUUUUUCUGAACAAAGAAUCCAUUAUCAAAGGACGACUGCAGUGUUGGAUCAACAUGGAAAACUGGCAAUGGAAAAUUUACAUGUCUCUAGUUGCUGUUUCGGUGUUUUUUCUACCCACAGUUGUUAUCUCUGGAUGCUAUUCAGUUAUAGUAUACACCAUUUGGACCAAAAGUAAAUCUUUUUCUGAUUCUAAAAGCAGAAAAUCAACGUGUACAUUGAAAGAUACGCCUGGUAGAUUCACUGACGAUGACGCUGCCACCAGGAGGGUCAGUUCUAGAGGAAUUAUUCCUCGAGCUAAGAUCAAGACCGUAAAAAUGACUUUUGUCAUAGUUUUUGUCUUCAUCCUUUGCUGGAGUCCAUACUUCGUCUACGAUCUGCUUCAAGUCUUUGGAUAUUUCCCAACUAACCAAACUAACAUUGCUAUAUCUUCGUUUAUUCAAAGCUUGGCUCCCCUGAACAGUGCUGCUAACCCUUUUAUAUACUGUAUAUUUUCUACUCAUUUAUGUAGGACUCUGAGCAACUUUUCUUGUUGUCGUUGGUUUUCACGUCAUGGCCGUACUUGCUAUCCGAAAACAAAGCGCCCUCUACGAGCUGAUACACUCAAACGCACGUCAAGAUACACCACAAUGAGUGAAAUUGUUCUAAGGUCUUUGAAAUUAUCAAACAGCCGACAGGUAUCUUUAGAAGUACAUCCUUCGGAUUCGACAGAAACGAAACAAGUUUUUAAGCCAGAUAAUAGUAUAGAAAGGUCCAGAAUAUCUUCUCAAGUCCUUAAAACUAAGCCUAUUUCUGUUUAUAAAUUCUAAAAAGAAACAAAUCCUAAAAAUACUCUCUUUGUUGUUCUCUUUCUCUAUUUAUUUAUUUGUUACUUUAGUUUUAAGAGAUAUUACUUAAAGAAUAAUCAUUCCCUUUCAACAAAGAAGACAAUCUGAUUGGUUCAUACAAAUUAUUUAGGGGGUUAAUAACUGUUGUCAUAUUAAGAGGGAAAUAUUUUACCAAAUUACACGUCAAUCAAUAACAUAAUAAGUAUCGUUUCGAGCUUGAGUACUUUAAGUGGUCUUAAUAGAAAGUGACAAAAAGAAAAUGGAACACGUUAAAACAGUUUAAUUACUUCACCAUUUUUACUUUAAUAUUAUUAUAACUGGACCAGGACGUACAAAAACAAAAGUAUGUACGCAAUACUGUUAUUGCAUUCAGUCGUAUUUGUUACAGAUUUUGGAGUUUUUUUCUGAUCUUUUAACUUUACACAUUCCGAUGAGAGAAUAAUAAAUGGCUCAGUUCAUCUACGUGAAUGUGCUGAACUGUCGAACAUAUUACUACUGUAAUAUUUGUUAGGCCUGUCAUAUUAAGAAAGGUUUAGGAAUUACGUACAUUAACGGAAGUACCACCUUAUCUUGCUUUAUUUUACUUUUAAAAUUUAAAGUUAUAAGCUUAGAGAUGAAGUUCAAUGAAUAUUCAAUAAAAGCAAGUAUCCAUUAUGUCUUCAUAAAGUCGAGUUAAAUAGAUUAAGGGAUUUGUAUCAAUAAUAUAACAUUUAAUGAUUCAAUAAAAUAAAUUAUUAAUGUGAGCUUACAAACUCAUGAUAAUAGCAGUGAUAUUUGUUAUGGAUGAACACAUUUACUAUAAAUUAUCUGUGUGAUCUACACACACUCUCUCUUUUUGUAUUUAAUUAUUCCUAGCUUACUGGGAUAUUAUUAGAAAUAUGUUUAUGAUUUUUCCAUAAAUGCAUGUAGGUAGUCACACGUGUGAUGAAUCCAGUAUAAUAACUUGUGUUGUAUAUAUUAAAAUAUUUUCACGAAUGUGUACCUGCUAAAGCAACUUUGCUACAAAUAUAUUAUUUUUCAUUCAGUGAACGAAAAUGCACGUUUAUUUCCUAAUAUGCUUUUAAAUUCGAAAUCUUCUGAUAAAAAUUAAUUGUAAGAUAUCUUAGCUUUGCGGGUUAUUUUCUUUAUAAUCUCCUGCUUAAUGUAAAAAGUGAGUUAUAUAAAACGAUACCAUUAAGGGAUUAGACUAGAGUAAAACAAAGGGAUGUAAUACCAGCUACAAUAAUAUUUGUAUCUUCCUUAGUUCACUUUAUUCUAAAUGUUUUAAAGUUCAAUUGUUUAUUGUAUUGUAUUAUUGUUAUGUAACGUGCUUGUAUGGAGUGUUACAGCUCUUUUAUUUUCGUGUUUAAUGCCAGAAUGAACUUGAAACUUUGAGUAUUCCGUAUGUGCUACAUGUUUGAAUUUCAUAUAUAUCAUUGUACUUAUAUAUAUAUAUAUAUAUAAAUGUGUUAGGAGU